Molecule: messenger RNA, 1836 nt
Organism: Gossypium raimondii (Peruvian cotton)
Lineage: Eukaryota; Viridiplantae; Streptophyta; Magnoliopsida; Malvales; Malvaceae
Product: EH domain-containing protein 2
Exons: 16
Coding region: 74-1711 (545 amino acids)
Biological process (GO): endocytosis; endosomal transport
Cellular component (GO): cytoplasm; plasma membrane; intracellular membrane-bounded organelle
Molecular function (GO): GTP binding; protein binding; calcium ion binding
Source: RefSeq, a predicted model, not a curated record
GCAAAAUCAUAUCAUAUUUGUUUUGUUUUUAAAUUUCGAAUUUCAAAAAUCUCAACAGUGUGUGAGCGUGAAAAUGGAGGCAAGUUCAUUGCCGAUCGAUUCAUGCUCCAAAGAGCACCAAAAGAUCUACAGAGAUUGGUUCAAUAUCGCCGAUUCAGAUCGAGAUGGACGUGUUACUGGAAACGAUGCUACGAAGUUCUUCGCCAUGUCUAAACUCUCUCGUCAAGAACUCAAGCAGAUUUGGGCAAUUGCAGAUUCUAAACGACAAGGAUAUCUAGGAUUGAAAGAAUUCAUUGUUGCUAUGCAGCUGAUAUCUUGGGCACAAGCCGGUCAUGAAAUAACCUUUGAUAUUCUUAAAAGUUCAGCGGACUUGGAGAAUAUUGGUCUUCCUGCAAUGGAAGGUGUGGAUGCUUUAGCAGCGAAGAAAAAGGAUUUCGCAACAAAUGGUGUGCAUGACAUUAAUGGAUCUAAUCAUCAUCAAGUUCCAGCAUCUGCUAAAUGGUUCACCUCAAAGUCCUCCAAAAAGAUACCUCCAAGUGCUGUUACCUCAGUUGUCGAUGGCUUGAAGAGAUUGUAUAUUGAAAAGCUAAAGCCAUUGGAAUCUACCUAUCGAUUUAAUGAUUUUGUGUCUCCGUCAUUGACAAACAGUGACUUUGAUGCUAAACCUAUGGUUAUGCUGUUGGGUCAAUAUUCAACCGGGAAAACUACUUUCAUAAAACAUUUGUUACAAUGUGAUUACCCAGGAGCUCAUAUUGGACCGGAGCCUACAACUGACAGAUUUGUGGUUGUAAUGUCUGGACCUGAUGAAAGGAGUAUACCCGGCAACACUAUUGCUGUUCAAGCAGACCUACCAUUUGGUGGAUUGACAACUUUUGGAGGAGCUUUUUUAUCCAAAUUUGAGUGCUCUCAAAUGCCACAUCCAUUGUUGGAUCAAAUAACAUUUGUGGACACCCCUGGUGUUUUAUCCGGAGAAAAACAGAGAACUCAACGAAGUUACGACUUCACCGGUGUUAUAUCGUGGUUUGCAGCUAAAUGUGAUCUUAUUCUUCUUCUAUUUGACCCUCACAAAUUAGAUAUAAGUGAUGAAUUUAAACGAGUAAUUUCGUGUUUACGUGGCAACGAUGACAAGAUACGGGUUGUCCUAAACAAAGCACACCAAGUUGACACCCAACAACUAAUGAGAGUUUAUGGAGCUCUGAUGUGGUCUCUUGGAAAAGUCCUGAAUACCCCUGAAGUUGUUCGUGUUUACAUUGGCUCUUUUAACGAUAACCAAAUUAACGAAGCUGAUGUUGAUCAAUUGGGGCAAGACCUUUUUGAGAAAGAACAAGAUGAUCUUCUCAAGGACUUAUUAGACAUUCCAAGAAAGGCUUGUGAUCGUCGGAUCAAUGAAUUUGUGAAGCGUGCUAGAGCUGCAAAAAUUAAUGCUUAUAUAGUUAGCCAUCUCAAGAAAGAGAUGCCUAGUAUGAUGGGCAAAGCUAAAGCUCAACAACGGCUUAUUGAUAAUCUUCAAGAUGAAUUUGCCAAGGUCCAACGAGAAUACCAUUUGCCGCCGGGUGAUUUCCCGAGUGUUGAGCACUAUAGGGAGGUGUUGAAUAAUUACAAUAUAGAUAAAUUUGAAAAACUGAAACCCAAGUUGGUACAAGCCGUAGACGAUAUGUUAGGAUAUGAAAUCCCAGAGCUAUUGAAGAAUUUUAGGAAUCCCUAUGAAUGAAAAUGCAGUUGAAUUUUUCUUUUUUGACUUUCCCUAAAGGAAUAUACUUGGCGAUUUUCCCCUUUAUGUGAGAACCAAGCUUUGUAUUUAUCUCCGCUUUAAGUGGUCUUUUUAAAGCUUGUUCA